Molecule: messenger RNA, 351 nt
Organism: Eruca vesicaria subsp. sativa (arugula)
Lineage: Eukaryota; Viridiplantae; Streptophyta; Magnoliopsida; Brassicales; Brassicaceae
Source: the annotation of a GenBank genome assembly
AUGGGAAAAAUGUCUGAGAAAUAUCCUCAUCUCAUUUUUGAACGCUUUACAACCCAGAUGGGUAAGAGAGUUAUGGACAUCUUAAAACACAUUUUCCCUGUUCCUAAACUCGAUUCAAAGCGCAUAGUUACUUUUUCUAAUGAAUCUGAUUUCAUUUCAUUCAGGAAUCAUGUGUAUGAUAAAGGAGAAGGAGGCCCGAAAUCGAUUGAGCUUAAAGAAAUUGGUCCUCGGUUUGAGUUGCGGCUCUACCAGGUGAAGUUAGGAACUUUGGAACAAGAUGAAGCAGAGGUCGAAUGGGUUCUGAGACCGUACAUGAACACUGCUAAAAAACGCCAGUUUUUCGGUGAAUGA